This is a messenger RNA of Hermetia illucens (black soldier fly), 1182 nucleotides long. Its product is annotated as trypsin-like. The coding region runs from base 211 to 1095 and encodes 294 amino acids. Gene Ontology annotation, biological process: proteolysis. The transcript is spliced from 5 exons. The record is from RefSeq and is a predicted model, not a curated record. Gene Ontology annotation, molecular function: serine-type endopeptidase activity. NCBI's taxonomy places the organism in Eukaryota, Metazoa, Arthropoda, Insecta, Diptera, Stratiomyidae.
GACGUUUCCCUUACCUUCAAAUUCUGACAGUUUAACUCAGUCCCAUAAAAUUCCUGCUUUUACAAGCGUUGCAGAGAAUGACUUCUUUGAAAUUCCUCCAUUCAGGACAUCUACUUGACAUAUAAGAGUUCUUCAGUCAGUUCAGAAAUUAUCGAUCAAAAAAGUUAAUUGGAAUUAUAGUAUUAAGUUAAGUGAGCUAUUGACCUCACAAUGUUGAAAGGAGUUUAUUUGUUGUCCUUUUUGUUGAACGUUCACUUCUCAGAAUCAAUGGGUCGAGCCCCUUACUAUGCAAGUGGGGUAACACAGGAUGCGACUCUUUAUAAAAAUUUCAUUGUAUCAGUGAGAGAUGCAGAUGAUCCUAGACAGAGGCUAUGCUUGGGGACAAUUAUUAACAGGAAACUGAUAUUGACUGCAGCUCAUUGUGUUGUAGAUAAACAAGGCAAUAAACUGAAAGUUCAAAUCGUGGCUGGAACAUUCAUCGAAAAUUUCGAGUCCGAUCCUAAAGCUGUCAUUCGAAAUGUAUCUAGUAUCUACGUCCAUCCGAAUUAUGAGCAUAAAGCUGCGGCUAACGAUUUAGCUGUUUUAGAGUUGAAUAACACCCUGGAAUACUAUAAUACGAAUAUCACCUCAGCAGCGAUUUCUGAUCAAAUUCCAGACUAUCCAGAAUGCUAUGUUUUCGGUUGGGGCUGCAAUACCAACACAACACAUUUAUUCGAGAAGCUUCAGAUGAAAAUUAUGUUCAUAUAUGACCGCACUAAAUGCCAAAGAAGAUACGGUGCUAACUUUUAUGCGAAUGAACUCUGCGCAGAUAAUUCUGGAACAGUUUUCUGUGCUAACGACACUGGUGGACCAUUGAUCUGCAAGAAUAAAUUAGUGGCUGUUGUGUCGUAUCUUUCGGAUCAAGAAGUUUAUCCGAAUCUAUUUAUGUUGGUUUCUCGACAUAUUGGAUUCAUACAUAAUCCAGUUGGAAUGAUGCAGUUUUACUCAACAGCGUCCAAGAUAAAAGUAAAAAUUUCGGAAAUUCUUUUUAAGUAUGACGUAAUUGAAUUUUCCACUGCUUUCAUUUUAAUGCUUUUAUAUUUAUUUUGUUUCUAAAUUGUGGAAGUUGCAACCCUCUGAAAAAUAUUAUAUGAUCUAAGAACUAUAUUUUAUAGAAAUAAAUUAAAAGUAUUAUUUUUACGA